Pristis pectinata (smalltooth sawfish) is the source of this 6786-nucleotide messenger RNA. RefSeq names its product large tumor suppressor kinase 2 (gene lats2). Gene Ontology annotation, cellular component: spindle pole; nucleus. Gene Ontology annotation, molecular function: protein binding; ATP binding; protein serine/threonine kinase activity. The record is from RefSeq and is a predicted model, not a curated record. Gene Ontology annotation, biological process: positive regulation of apoptotic process; peptidyl-serine phosphorylation; hippo signaling. The transcript is spliced from 9 exons. Bases 563 to 4018 code for a protein of 1151 amino acids. Lineage: Eukaryota; Metazoa; Chordata; Chondrichthyes; Rhinopristiformes; Pristidae.
ACAUUCUGAGGGGGAGCAGCGGGGAGAACACAGGCGCCGAGCGAGAGCCCGAACGCUCGCAUCGGCUGCAUUUAAAGCACAAGCUCUGGAGAGAAUAACUAAAAACAAGAAGCCUUAGAAGUGGGGGCGGGAAAGCCAGUAAAAUCAACACAAUAUGGUGUCGCUGGCAGAUUGAAUGUAUUUUCUCCCUGCUAUGGAAUGUGGUUGCUCGGGCCGAGGUGCGUUCCAUUGGCUCUGAUCCGCAUAACUUAGCGCAAAAAAGAGAAACUGCGGUGACUCCAAAUUGCCUGUAUUUACCCCAUUAAAUCGGGGAUAGUCUUGGGAAGACGAUUUGUGAUUUAUAAUUAACGACAGAAGAUAUUUUUCGAUGGCAAUGAUAAGGAUGCCCAUGAGAAUGAAGUUAAAAUAGUCCUUCUGUUGAAAAUAAAUCUAAGGACCACGAGUGAAGAUCAGUAGAGGGAGUAUAAAUACAUAGCUUACAGCAAACUAAUACAACUUCCUCAAAAUCUGCAUCAAAAAUCCUUGGAGAGCUUAUUUAUGAAAAGUAAAAGUUGUUUCGGUGAUGAGGCCAAAGACAUUUCCAGCCACUUCAUAUGUUGGAAACAGCCGCCAAAGACUACAGGAAAUUCGGGAGGGGUUGAAGCAACCUCCUAAAUCUUCAAGUCAGGGUUUGAAUGUUGGCUCUAACAACGAAACCCAACUUGACCCUAAAGCCACUGUUGGAAAAGAUGCCACCAGACAGCAGCAGAUGCGACCCGUCCCAAAAUUUGGCCCUUAUCAGAAAGCUCUCAGAGAAAUCAGAAACUCCCUGAUGCCAUUUGCCAACGAGUCGGGUUCAUCCUUAAGUGUUGAAGUAAACAGGCAGAUGCUUCAAGAAUUGGUGAAUGCUGGAUGUGAACAGGAAAUGGCAAUCAGAGCUCUCAAGCAGACUGGUAGCAGAAGCAUAGAAGCAGCUCUGGACUACAUAAGCAAGAUGGGUUAUCUGGACCCUAGGACUGAACAGAUUGUACGAGUUAUCAAGCAAACUUCACCAGGAAAAGGUAUUGGACCACAUCUUGAUCGUAGACCAAGUUUUGAAGGAUCAAAUGACUCUUUGUCUGCCUAUCAUCAGAUGGGAAAUCCGAUCUAUGAAGUAGCAGAUUCUGGAGCCGAGAGUGGAAAUAUACAUAGUGAACUAUCACGGCAAUACGCGAAUACAUCUAAUAUUAACUUUUUAGUUGCUACUGGACAAGCUAUGACUGUUAACAAUCCUGGGCAGAGGUGCUCCCCCAUAGGACCACAUCCUACAAUAAGUGGACAGAAUCCUCCAUCUAAUAAUAUAUUCCCACCCAUAGCUUGCGAUAUUAAACACCAACAAAAGACGUAUUCAGCCAAAGGUGAGACAGGCCAAACUCUUCAAAUGAUUAGCUACACGCUCUCAAAUCACAGCAGCCAACCAAUUGCAUUACAAGGCUCUCAAGUGUCAAAUAAUCCUCAUUAUAUGAGGCAGCAUUUAAUAGCUCAAGGAGACAACACUGUUUCUUUAGGUUAUCCUGUCCAAAGAAGCUCAUCUUUCCAAAAUAAGAUCCAACAAGAAGGAAGUUAUGGAAGCCUUCAGAAUAAAAACCCUGUCGCUCAAGGCAUUGCUGCCCACACCUUCCAACAGCCUCCAACAGUUCUAUACUUACCACAGUCCCACCAUAGACAACAGAGUCCUACAUCCCCUCAAAUACAGAUGUUGCCAAGUCAUGCUCCACCAUUUGGAAAUGACUUUUCUGAACUUGCCCCAAAUAUGAUGACACCCUCAAGAAAUAGCCUGAACAUGGAGAUUUUUGAUAUUAACACUUCCCCGAUGCAACAUUGGCAGGUACCAUCUCCAACAAGAAGGGAUUCCAUGCAGAACACUGGACUAGAAACUUUGCCAAGAUCAGCUGGCCACCUGAGGCCAGAUGCCAAAAUUCCAAAUCGAACCAAUUCAUUCAAUAAUAAACUGCAGACAUCACCAUCUGUGAGACAAGUUCAGACUAGCAAAACGGAACCAUCUCUUAACACUACCAAUACUAUUACAGCUGUAACAUCAACCCCUUUUCUCCAACAAGUGAGGAGCACUAGAGUUCCAAGGCCUGAGCCUCAGACAGCUGUGGCACCUUCACAUGCAGCAUGGUUACAGACUCAGGGCACGGAUAACAAUGAUGUAAUGGAUCAAAAGCCAUUGGCAGUAGGUGGGGCUGUAGUGUAUCCUCUGGAACCUGAUGAUUACACUGUGAAAGAGCGUCGAUGCCCUCCACCACCAUAUCCAAAACACUUGUUACUUCAGAACAGCGCAGAGCAGUUUGAUACCAAUAGUUUAUGCAUGGGUGUGGACCAAAAUAUUCGUGGUAUUCACAGUUUGACAUGCAAUGAAACUGAAGGUAACAGCAAUCAAAAGAGUGAGAAAAGUAGCAAGCCUAACAAAUUAGAGAAGAUAGGAAAGGACAAAAAACUUAUUCAAACAUCGCCUGUACCAGUUCGCAAAAACAGCAAAGACGAGGAAAAGAGAGAAUCGAGAAUUAAAAGUUACUCUCCAUUUGCUUUUAAAUUCUUCAUGGAACAACAUGUAGAAAACAUAAUGAAAACAUACCAACAAAAAUUAAACAGAAGGUUGCAGUUGGAGCAAGAGAUGUCAAAGGCAGGACUCUCCGAGGCAGAACAAGAACAGAUGAGGAAAAUGCUUAAUCAGAAAGAAUCCAAUUACAACAGACUGAAAAGAGCAAAAAUGGACAAAUCACUGUUUGUAAAGAUUAAGACUCUGGGAGUCGGUGCUUUUGGGGAGGUCUGCCUGGCUCAAAAAGUAGACACCAAUGCUCUGUAUGCAAUGAAAACUCUACGGAAAAAAGAUGUGUUGAGUCGUAAUCAAGUGGCUCAUGUGAAAGCAGAAAGAGACAUUCUGGCUGAAGCUGACAAUGAAUGGGUAGUGAAGCUCUACUACUCGUUCCAAGAUAAAGACAGCUUAUACUUUGUGAUGGAUUACAUCCCUGGUGGAGAUAUGAUGAGUCUAUUAAUACGAAUGGGAGUUUUUCCAGAGUCACUGGCAAGAUUCUACAUUGGAGAACUGACUUUAGCCAUCGAGAGUGUCCACAAAAUGGGAUUUAUUCACAGGGAUAUUAAACCUGACAACAUCCUAAUAGAUCUUGAUGGACACAUUAAGCUCACAGACUUUGGUCUUUGUACUGGGUUCAGGUGGACACAUGAUUCCAAAUACUAUCAGAAAGGGAGCCACGCCAGACAGGACAGCAUGGAGCCAAGUGAUCUUUGGGGAGAUUUGUCUGACUGUAAGUGUGGCGACAGAUUAAAAACCCUUGAACAGAGGGCUGCCCGACAGCACCAAAGAUGCCUGGCCCACUCAUUGGUCGGAACUCCAAACUACAUUGCUCCUGAGGUUCUAGUACGAAAAGGAUACACACAACUUUGUGACUGGUGGAGCGUAGGAGUUAUACUCUUUGAGAUGUUAGUGGGGCAGCCUCCUUUUCUUGCUCCAACACCUGCAGAAACUCAAAUUAAGGUAAUAAAUUGGGAGAGUACACUGUACAUUCCACCACAAGUAAAACUUAGUUCUGAAGCAAUAGAUCUCAUUACAAAGCUCUGUUGUGGAGCCAAUGACAGACUUGGUGGAAAUGGAGCAGACGAAAUUAAGGCACAUCCAUUCUUUACUUCCAUUGAUUUUUCUAAAGACAUCCGCAGACAGCCAGCACCCUAUGUUCCAAAGAUUAGCCAUCCCAUGGACACCUCAAACUUUGAUCCAAUAGAAGAGGAGAAUUCGUGGAACGACAGCAGUGACAGCACCAAAACCUCUGACACAUUAACCAGUCACAUUGGUGGUAACAAGCAUCCUGAACAUGCAUUUUAUGAGUUCACUUUCCGAAGGUUCUUUGAUGACCAUGGUUAUCCCUUUCGGUAUCCAAAACCCUUAGAAAAUAAUGAGCCCAAAGAAAGUCAGCCAGAUUUGGGCCAGAGUGAAUCUGUCAACCAUGGUGAAAGCUAUCAACCAGUAUAUGUUUAGAGACAAUAUGUAACAUUUUCUGCUAAUUGUGAUUUUUUUUUGUUCCAGAAUUUGAAACAGUAAAAUUUACCUAAAUCUGUGGCUGAAAACAGAUAGCACUUACCUUGUUUUAGUGGCAUAUUAUGCCCUCUAGGGAUGAUUGGCUCCUGCUGCUAAAUAUUUAAAAAAAUGUUAUAUUUAGUAUCAACACUAAUUUUAUAGCAGAAAAUAGAACUAGAUAAUAGAGAAUAAACUCUGGAUAGAUCUAGAAUAUAUAGACAGGAUUUCAAAUAUAUACAGAAAGCUGAAAAGUUUUGAAAAAUGGUUAAGUGCAAUAAUAUGUAAAUCAAUGUUUUAUAUAUACUGUCAUUAAUAUCUUAAUACAAUAAUAAACACUUUGUUAAUUUUAUAAUCUAUAUUGAAAGGUCUAGAGCAAAUUGGAUAACACCAAAAAACUUGGAGGAGGAAUUUAACAAGCCCAGCAGCACCUGUGAAAAGAAAGGAAUUCUCAAAUGAUAAAGGGUCUCAACCUGAAAUUUUGACAAAUCCUUUCCCUACACUGAUGCUUCUUAGCCCGCUGAGUGCCUCCAGCAGUUUGUUUUUUGCUCCAGCUUACAGCAUCUACAGUCUCUUGUGUCCGGAUAACACCAAUGCUGCUUUCAAUCUUUUAUGAUAUAUUCAAAGUAUUUUUCAAUAUAAAAUGUGAUAGUGAGUUGAUGAGUGGAUAAUGCUUUAUGAUAUGCCUUGGUGUGCAACUGAAGUAUGAAUAUUAAUUACAUCUUUUGGGUUAAACUAGUUUAGGAAAUAUGUGUAAAACACGGGCAGGUCCUGUGUGAAUCAGUUCAUUACAAUUAAAAAAAACAAGCUCCUUGUAACUGUCUCUUUAAUACUGUUUAAUCAAGCCUUUUACAUGUUCUCCACCUCUUAUGGUUUUUUCCUUACAGCAUAAAACCUUAAAAUAUAUUACAGAGUGCCACUUAAGCCUUUUUACAAAAAUGAUAUGGACACAGAAUGUUUCUGUUUCAGUUAAUGUGAAAUGACGACUAUGGUCCAGAAAUAAAUAUUGUCUGAAUGUAAAAUUAUUGACAAGGUACUAUUUCUAUCGGUUACUGUUUCACAAAGUUGCAAGCAGCAGAGAUGUACAAAUGAUAUAAUUAUUUAUAAAAGGUAAGUUUUUCCUUAGACGUACAAUUAUGUCCACCAAAACAGUUAGUGUUUUUUCAGCUGCACUUAAUCCAUUUUUGUUAUAUUGGUAAAUAUCAAAAUUGUCAACUUUAUCUUGCAUUGUAAAGUUUAUGAUUACUCCUAUCAAAAAUUCAUUUGAACAUAAUCAAGUAAUAAUAGAAUGUGUACAUACUUUUGUUAAAGGAGUACAAAUUAGACUGAAGUAUGAGACUGGAAUUUUUGUCCAUUAAUCUUAGUUUCAGUUGCACUUUCAUUAUUCAGUCUCACCUGAAGUUGUUGAUGUGGCUCAAUAUAUGAAAAUAAAAUGCCAGAAUAUGGCUGUACACUGGUUGGGCUCUGUUAGCUCGUUGGAACAUAAAUUUACAUACAGUUCACCAACAAUAAUGCUAACAAAGUUUUUAAUACUUUUUGGCCAAACAGUCAGCUGUACACAAAACUUUUAAUGGAGGUUAAAUACAUAACAAUAUGAUGCUUUUAUACAUCAUCAACAUCUUCUCAGUCAAGCUCUACAGAUAAUAAUUGAUUAAGUUCAUAUUGUCAUUCACUGUGGUGAAAGUACACAAAUCUUUUAUGAUUUUUUUCCAACAUCCACCCAAUUGUGAAAACGUAUAUUUUGUUGUUUCCACUUCUACCUGUGUCUUACAGUGUAGACCCCUACACACUAGGGCAAAUAUCAAAGUGGAAACAACACAAAGUUAAAACCCUACUUGACCACAGCCAAUUCUGAACCUGACGCAAACCUGAGUAUUUACAGUUUUUUCCACAUCUGACCCAAACUGACUGAGAAAAAUGGAAAAAGAAGACUUUUUAUGCUGCACAAAUAUUGCUUUUGAUCAAGCACAAAAGAUACCUGAUAGUACUAAACAUAUUAUCCUGACUUGGGUAAAGUAUUGAGCUGGGCUGGUUCAGCAGAAUCUGAUCUGACCUGCUCUGAAAUGGAAUAUUUUAGCACUAUAUACAUCUAAAUCUGACAGAGUCAGGUCCUGUUAGGUUCAGAUUAGGUGGCCAGGCUCUAUCCUAGUAGUCUUACUACAGAUGGAUUUUUUUUAGGCCUUGGAUAAAUCUCCUCUAUUUUGCAAAGGUAAAAAUCAAAGAUAGCAACUGUUCACAAGCCAAUGUAACAGUUUAGUUUUGAUUGAAGACAAAACAGUUGCUAAGGUAAUGGUCGUAGAAGUACAUCUGGUAAGUUUGUUGUAAAUAUUGUUCAGCAAUUCAUAAAUGAUUGACCUGGAAUUUAGUUGCAUUAUUUGUCUAAAUUUCUUCUAAAACAUCAACUACAUUUGAAAAUCUUCUUGGGUAUUUAGUCUGCAAGAUUACAUUCGGUUUGGAUCUCCUUGUCAUUUUAUUUCCUGGAGACUAAUUUUUUUCUUUCUCCAGUUUUUAUACUCAUUUCUACCUUCUUCAGAUAACGUUGGCCAAUGUUUAAAUAUUAUUCUGCAGGUGCUGUUGAUGUUGCAUCACGUUACCCAAAGGGUGACUUUUAAGUGAGAGCCUGAAAGAUGGUUUACCAUUUGGAAGCUGAUGGCACAGCUGUUUUUUCUAGCAUCCUAAUGCAUCGCUUCUCACAUGAACAGGAGUAGAUGGAUCUCUAACUACCUGAAAGA